This is a messenger RNA of Clonostachys byssicola, 708 nucleotides long. NCBI's taxonomy places the organism in Eukaryota, Fungi, Ascomycota, Sordariomycetes, Hypocreales, Bionectriaceae. The record is from the annotation of a GenBank genome assembly.
AUGACAGGACAGGACGGCCCCGUCUUGGCCGUGCUGCUUUGCACAGCAGUCCACGCUAUCGGGAAGAUCAUCAAUCAUGAGAUGUAUCGCAAUUGGAAUAAGCAAAGCAUUUGGAAUGACCCAAAUUGGCAAAACUUCACAGCUACCUUCAAUGAACGAACCGCUUCUUUGUUCACUCACACCUUUUCCCCUUGGACUAUCGCCAACAAUACUCUGACUCUUGAUAACGAAGGCGGCGCACCAAAGAGCUACUACUGGAACACCUUGCCAAGAGAAUUACUUGUCUUCACAUUCCUUGCAGGACUGAUGUAUCUUUGGGAUAUAUAUCUGGAGAACAUUCUACCUACGCGACCACGAGCCGUGGGAGCAGACACGAAACCCGAAAAGGCCGUUGACCCAAAUGAGCCUAAGGAGGAGACUCUGGGCCGCUUCAGCUGGCGCAACACAUUACUGAAGUGGCUGAUGGACGCUAUCCUCGGAACAAUGUGGAAGACUGUUGUCUCUCUGGUGAUCAAAGGUGAGGGACUAACGAUUGACUCCUUGAUUGAAACUUCUAUCAUUGGGGCAACUGGGUUCAUACACUUUGGUUAUAUUGUUUCUUUCAUUCUGUUUAUUGCCAUACCUGCACCGGAACGCCCGCUGUUUAGGACCUUUGCCGCUUCAUAUUGUGUACUUCUCUGUCUAAAAUGGCAAUGGUUCAGUUCUUGA